AUGGGAAUGGGGGCCGCGAGAGGGGGCGCAGGGGGCUGGCUCCCCGGCGAGCGGUGGCGGCGGGUCCUCUUCCUCGCGCUGGCGUCCGUCUCCUUCCUCAUCUCGCUCAUCCUCCUCUUCAUCUCCGCGCCGCGCCUCCGCCUCCCGAGCGCCGCCCUGCCUUACACCGCGGCUGCCGCUUCCGCCGUCCGCCGCGGGCCCGACGCGCCGCCCUGCCUCGCGUACCUCCUAACCGGCGCGCGCGGCGACGGGCGUCGCCUCCUCAGGCUCCUCCUCGCGGUCUACCACCCGCGCAACCGGUACGUGCUCCACCUCUCCGCCGACGCGCCCGACGACGAGCGCCUGACCCUCGCUGCCGGGGUCGCCGCCGCCGCGCCCGCUGUGGGAGCAUUCGAGAACGUUGCUAUUGUCGGCAAACCCACCGCCGGGACGCCCGUGGGGUCCUCCGGGCUCGCCGGCACGCUCCGCGCUGCGGCCGUGCUGCUCCGGCUCCACGCUGAUUGGGACUGGUUCCUCACGCUCAAUGCCGCAGACUACCCCCUUGUCACACAGGAUGACCUGAUUCAUGUCCUUUCUUCUGUUCCAAGGGAUCUUAACUUCAUUGACCACACCGGUGACAUUGGAUCAAAAGAACCUGAGAAAGUGCAACAAAUUAUAGUUGAUGCUGGAAUUUACUUGUCAGGGAGGACCAACUUCUUCCGAGGAACACAGAAACGACCAGCUCCUGAGGCUUUUAAGUUCUUUACAGGCAUUUCUUGCUCUCUGUCCCUGGAAGGAUAUUUCCAGUCAGUCAUCUGCAACUCACUGGACUUCCGCAAUUUCACUGUGAACAACGACUUGAGGUUCGUGGUGCGGGAUGAUUCCGCUCAGACAAAGCCCCUUUUCCUGAGCAGAGAACAUUACGGCCACAUGGUGGAUAGUGGGGCGCCUUUUGCAAGGCCGUUUCAGGAGAAUGAUCCUCUGCUGGACCAGAUUGACAGCAACAUACUCAAGCGUUGGAGCCAUGGACCAGUUCCUGGUGCCUGGUGCACAGGUAGGAAGAGGUGGUUCAGUGAUCCAUGUUCCCAGUGGGGCAAUGUGAAUAUUGUGAGACCAGGCCCUCAAGCAGUGAUGUUACACCAGUAUGUAAAUCGGACCUUAGAAGAAGCAAAGUCUAGCAGCAACUCAUGCAGGCGGUAG
This is a messenger RNA of Miscanthus lutarioriparius, 1179 nucleotides long. The record is from the annotation of a GenBank genome assembly. NCBI's taxonomy places the organism in Eukaryota, Viridiplantae, Streptophyta, Magnoliopsida, Poales, Poaceae.